Messenger RNA from Leishmania braziliensis MHOM/BR/75/M2904, 1137 nucleotides. RefSeq lists its product as hypothetical. The transcript has a single exon. The record is from RefSeq and is a predicted model, not a curated record. Lineage: Eukaryota; Euglenozoa; Kinetoplastea; Trypanosomatida; Trypanosomatidae. The coding region runs from base 1 to 1137 and encodes 378 amino acids.
AUGGACGUCGCUAUGACUCUGCACAGCAGGGCGAUCGGUGCGUUGCGCCGGCACCAGGACAUGGCGCUCAGCGCGUGUGUCCUGACUCUCAUGCUGUGCGUGUGCGUACCGCUGCUGGUGGUGCUUCCCGAGUCACGGCCGUACGGUGGCACCUUCAUUGUGUGGACGCUUGCAUUCGCUGUGCGUGCGUGGCGGUACCUACCUCGAGAGAGGGCGCACGUGUUCAGGGCUGCACAUCGCUUGGCCGACAGUAGGAUGCAGCAGUGCGGUGUAGGAAAGGUCCUGGUGCCCUACACGGAGUCGUCUCGUUUGCUGCUGAGGACGAGCUGCAACAAGGGAAAUCGACUGCCGAGCUCCCCGUCUACGGAGGCGACGCCAUGGUGUCGCGGGUUUCUGGCGAUCGGAAGCCGCUCGUCGACCCCUGCUGGACGCGAACUAGUCGGCAUGGAGGACAACGCCAUCACGGACAACAGCAGUGGCAACGCGAGCGGUGCCGCUGCGACCUCGGCUCCGUUGUCCUCUGAUUUGUUCCUGUCAGCUUCUGCGCUAGGGUCGUCAGCCCAGUUUCUCGCACUGGCCCACACGGUCUCUCGCCAGGAGGCGUCUUGGCCGGUCGCCUCCCGCCACACCGCCUUCGCAACGCCGUCCAGGAGUCGAAGUAGCAGCGGGAGACGCGCAUCGCUGCGCUCACCCAAGCCGUUCGCACACGUGCCCUGCGGUUGUGUCGCUGCGGCCACGGCGCUGACAGAGCACAGCAGCGAUGUGCCAUCCGUCGAACCCGCCUCACUGUUGUCGAUGCCGCCAUCGGCAAACUUCUCGUCUCGCACGCACUGCUGUACAGGCAACAAGAUCGCCUCGGCGUCGCUGUCACAGACUCCCGUGGCGGGCGGCGCCGUGGAGUUCCUGGUGUGGCACCCUGCAGGGCCCAAGUGUGCCCCUCUGGACUCAGACGCCGCUUUCAGUGUGCACGCAACUGUCGGAAGUGGGUCCGUCUCACUCGCAGGAGGCCACGCUGUCCCCACCGAUGUACGAGGAAACGGUGCUGUCUUCCUUGAACCACUUGCCAUCACCGCAGAUCACGGUGCUGAGCUCGACACUGCCGUCACCGCGUCCCCUCUCUCCGGCAGUGGCCCGUGA